Molecule: messenger RNA, 881 nt
Organism: Petromyzon marinus (sea lamprey)
Lineage: Eukaryota; Metazoa; Chordata; Hyperoartia; Petromyzontiformes; Petromyzontidae
Source: RefSeq, a predicted model, not a curated record
GGUGGUGGUGGUGGAGACACAGCUGUCACUGGGAUGGAGCUCGAGUUUAAGCGACUGGCCAGUGCACGUGCUCCUGCGUCGAGGUUUGUUUCGGCCGCUUUGCCCUGCAACAAGUUCAAGAACCGGCUGGUGAACGUCGCCCCCUUUGAGAACAGCCGCGUGGCCCUGCAGCCAAUCCGGGGCGUGCAGGGCUCAGACUACAUCAACGCCAGUGCUAUCGACGGCUACAGACAACAGGGUGCCUACAUCGCUACCCAGGGCCCGCUGGCUGAGACCACGGAGGAUCUUUGGCGGAUGCUCUGGGAGCAAAACUCUACAAUCAUCGUGAUGCUCACCAAGCUCAGGGAGAUGGGAAGGGAGAAGUCUCACCAGUACUGGCCUGUAGAGCGAUCUGCACGCUAUCAGUACUUCGUGGUGGACCCCAUGGCUGAGUACAACAUGCCCCAGUACGUCCUGAGGGAGUUCAAGGUCACAGACGCAAGGGAUGGGCAGUCCCGCACGGUGCGUCAAUUCCAGUUCACCGAUUGGCCGGAGCAGGGGGUCCCCCGCUCGGGGGAGGGGUUCAUCGACUUCAUUGGCCAAGUUCACAAAACCAAGGAGCAGUUCGGGCAGGAGGGGCCAAUCACCGUCCACUGCAGUGCUGGUGUUGGUCGUACCGGAGUGUUCAUUACCUUGAGUAUCGUGUUGGAGCGGAUGCGCUAUGAGGGAGUGGUGGACAUCUUCCAGACGGUGAAAAUGCUCCGCACCCAGAGACCAGCCAUGGUGCAGACAGAGGAUCAGUACCAGUUUUGCUACCGAGCUGCACUGGAAUAUCUCGGUAGCUUCGACCACUACACCACUUAGACCACUCACCACUCACUCACCACUCACUCACCACUCAC